AAGAGCCCAGGGGUAUACUGCAGUCAUAAUACCUUAUGAGUACGUCUCAUUGAAUAUAGUAGGAUUUACUUCUGAGUAAACAUGGAGAGGAAUAAUAAAUAAAUAAGGCGAACAGGAGCUUCGAAUUGCCGUUUGUAUGAGGAGGGUCGACACGGAGCGUGCUUAAUGUUACAACCGAGAAAGAAAGCUCGUGAGCGGAGAGGAACCCUUUACCCGCGCCUCCAAGAGCAGCAGGAGAGACGGCGGCCCGCUCUCGCUCGACGCAGCAGAACGGCUGAUUUCCGAGGCGGCGCUUUGAAAAGGCAGCCGGGGCAGAGAGACGGGGUGGAACCACCGGGCCGAGUUGACGUCACCACCAGGCCCGCAGCUUGGUGAAAAGGAGACCGUGGAAGGGCGCGAAAAAUUAGGGAGUCGCGGCGGAGAAUGUUGUACCCGAGCACGUCCCUGGUAGAGCUCUGAGGAGGCCUCUCUUCUUCUUUCCUUUCCCACCGCGUCACGUGGGAACGGAAUAAUCCUGCGGGUGGCGGGAGUCUGUUGUGGAGCAGAAGUAAAAAGAUCACUGGUGAAGAAUGUGUGGGCGCACAGCUGUAUCUCUGGGAGCAGAUUGUAUCCGCCGUGCCUGUGUAUACCGUGAUAAUCAAGGGAGGAGAAGGCAUCCUGAAUGGAAAAAUGCUGACAAAUAUAGUCCAUCUUACAAUAAGAGCCCACAGUCUAAUAGCCCUGUGCUUCUCUCCCGACAACACUUUGAGAAGGAUGCCAGCUCUUCAGAACGUGUCCUUGUAGCCAUGCGUUGGGGGCUGGUUCCAGCCUGGUUCAAGGAAGCUGACCCAUCUAAAAUGCAGUAUAACACUUCCAAUUGUCGGAAUGAUACCAUGAUGGCGAAACCUUCAUACAAGGAACCUCUUGUACAAGGCAAACGCUGUGUUGUGCUGGCCGAUGGCUACUAUGAAUGGCAACCGCGAAAUGGACAGAAGCAACCCUAUUUCAUUUAUUUCCCCCAGACUGAGGAGGAAACGUUCAACAAACAAGAUGCAACAGAUGAGGAUGAAGAUACAAAAGGCAAGAAAUUACUCACCAUGGCUGGCAUUUUUGAUUGUUGGGAGCCCCUUGAUGGAGGAGAAGCAUUGUACAGCUACACAAUCAUUACAGUAAAUGCUUCAGAAAGUCUAAGCUCCAUCCAUCAUAGAUCUACGUUGUUUAACUUAUUUAGAAUGCCAGCUAUCUUGGAUGGGGAUGAAGCUGUUCGAAAAUGGCUGAAUUUUGCAGAAAUACACACACAAGAAGCACUUAGGCUUAUUCACCCCACAGAAAACCUUGCCUUCUAUCCAGUCUCAACUAUAGUGAACAAUUCCAGAAACAAUACACCAGAAUGCAUUGUACCCAUUGAAUUGAACCUCAAGAAGGAUACCAAAGUUAGUGCAAGCAGCAAAAUGAUGAUGAACUGGUUAAAAAACAAAUCUCACAAGAAAGAAGAUGGCUUACCAAGAUGGUCCAGCCAGUUCAUUCAAACACCACCACCUAAGAAAACCAGUUCAAGCUUAAUGCACCAGUGGCUCAAGAAAGAAGAUGGAGAACCUUCUGCAAAGCAACCCAAAACUAAGUGAUUUGUUAGUCUUUACACUUUAUUCCUAAACAGAUUUAACAGACCCAGCAGAUUAAUCCUUAAUGUCCUUAGACACAAGCUUGCUGCACGCAAGUAGGCAGUUUCUACUGAUUUCAGUCUCUGGUGUGAGAUUUCAAAUAUUCUGGCUAUUCCGUGCCUAGCAUGUGGGCCUUGACAUUUAACACUUCAUUUCUUUUUAUAACAUAUUUCAUUGGAUUUUCCUCAAUUGUUUGCAAAAAUAUAGAUAACAAUAUAAUAGAACAUCAAAACUGCAAAAGAAAAGGGCAUGCAUCGUGUCUCAGAGCUAAUUACAAAUUCAGUUUGAAGAUUUGAAUGAGAGACUACAGGAAUACAAGUUGGGUUACGAUGGCCAAUUAAAAAGAAACCUGGUAUACAUCUGA
This is a messenger RNA of Rhineura floridana, 2004 nucleotides long. It is a transcript of the gene HMCES, whose product is annotated as 5-hydroxymethylcytosine binding, ES cell specific. Gene Ontology annotation, molecular function: single-stranded DNA binding. The record is from RefSeq and is a predicted model, not a curated record. Gene Ontology annotation, biological process: DNA damage response. The transcript is spliced from 7 exons. NCBI's taxonomy places the organism in Eukaryota, Metazoa, Chordata, Lepidosauria, Squamata, Rhineuridae. The coding region runs from base 570 to 1604 and encodes 344 amino acids.